Messenger RNA from Mesitornis unicolor (brown roatelo), 1073 nucleotides. It is a transcript of the gene ALG3, whose product is annotated as ALG3, alpha-1,3- mannosyltransferase. NCBI's taxonomy places the organism in Eukaryota, Metazoa, Chordata, Aves, Mesitornithiformes, Mesitornithidae. Gene Ontology annotation, molecular function: dol-P-Man:Man(5)GlcNAc(2)-PP-Dol alpha-1,3-mannosyltransferase activity. The transcript has 9 exons. Gene Ontology annotation, cellular component: endoplasmic reticulum. The record is from RefSeq and is a predicted model, not a curated record. The annotation marks the transcript as partial.
ACACCGAGAUCGACUGGAAGGCCUACAUGGAGGAGGUGGAGGGGUUCGCCAACGGGACCCUCGACUACACCCAGCUGAAGGGCGACACUGGGCCACUGGUCUACCCCGCUGGCUUCGUCUAUCUCCUCCUCAACCUCCUCCUUGUCUUCCGCAUCUACUGCCGGACCAACAAGGUACCCCCAUACGUUUUCUUCUUCAUGUGCUGUGCCUCCUACCGCAUCCACUCCAUCUUUGUCCUGCGGCUCUUCAAUGACCCCGUUGCCAUGGCCAUCCUCUUCCUUGCCAUCAACCUCUUCCUGGAGGAGCGCUGGUCCUGGGGCUGCCUCCUCUUCAGCCUGGCUGUGUCUGUGAAGAUGAACAUCCUGCUCUUUGCACCUGGACUUCUCUUCCUCCUCCUCCAGCGGUUCGGUCUCCUGGGCUGUAUCCCCAAGCUCUGCAUCUGUGCCCUGCUCCAGGUGAUUCUGGGGCUGCCCUUCCUCCUGGUGAACCCCGUGGGUUACCUGACCCGCUCCUUCGACCUGGGCCGCCAGUUCCAGUUCAAAUGGACGGUGAACUGGCGCUUCCUCCCAGAAGAGGUUUUCCAGAAUCGGGCUUUCCACACUGCGCUGCUCCUGGCUCACUUGGCUGGUCUGGGGCUCUUUGCACUGCACCGGUGGCACAGGUCCAAAGAGAGCAUCCUGGCUCUGCUGAAGGAUCCUGCUGAAAGGAAACCACCGUUCCCUCCCUUGACCGUCAACAAGAUCGUCUUCGUCCUCUUCUCCUCCAACUUCCUGGGCAUCUGCUGCAGCCGCUCCCUGCACUACCAGUUCUACGUCUGGUACUUCCACACGCUGCCCUACUUACUCUGGUGCACCCCUACCGCCAAGCUCGCCCACAUGCCCAAGGUGCUGCUGCUGGGCGUGAUUGAGCUCUGCUGGAACACCUACCCCUCCACGGUCUGCAGCUCCCUGUCCCUCCACAUCUGCCACGGACUCGUCCUGCUCCAGCUCUGGUACGGCACGGCCCCCUCGCCAGCACCGCACACCCCCCCGCCGAGCAGGAGGCCUGCAGCCAUCUCCAAGAAGGCCCAGUGA